AUGAAGAAACGUAUUUUGGAGUCAAAAAAGGUAGUUCCUGUUUCCUGUCUGGAAUGUCGCCGCCGGAAGAUCAAAUGUGAUCGGGGUAUAGUUUGUAAGAGUUGUGAACGCAAGAAGCUUAAGUGCGAGUACCCUGAGACAUUUAGAUCGAUCAAGAUUUCGCCACCCAAGCCAAAAAUUGUUGCAAUUCCUGAUCACGAUACUGGGUUGUCUGAGGUUGAUCGUCUUCGCAAGUCCAACCUUGCUCUGAGUAGUCGAGUCAAGCAGCUGGAGAGAAAGAUAGCGGCUACUCCAUAUUCUCCCAUCGCCAAUUACGUUACAGCCCCAUAUAUCGAAAAUGGUCACAUGACUAUGAUCGCAAACACCUCGGUGGAACUGCCGAAAUUAUUUGAGGAUCCCGCACUUAAUAACCAAUUGAUUAGUCAUCUUAUUGACUGUUACUUUGAAAUCAAUGAGGUGAGAUUCUUCGAUAUCAACAAGAAUGCCAUUAUUGACGGUAUCGAGACGCUGGAUACUACUUACGAGGGGCUUGAAUUAGUCAUGUUGGUGUGCUCGAUGAUGCUUUUUGUGCUCGACUACACCUUUGACUCGAAACGUCAGGAUAUUAUCGAUUUCGAUACCACAGUGGAAAGACCCCAGAUGGUCUCCACUCUGCUGGAUAAAUUCAGAGAGUACCGUGCACUCUGUAAGUAUUCCAGAGGAGAGGUUAAGAUGAAGGCUAUGUGUUUAGUGUUACAGAACAGAUUCGUGGAGCGCGACGAAUCUUUCUCGAUUACUGCAGAGGUUUUUUCAUCCUAUUCCGGAUGUGACCAUGUGGCUGCCAUUUUUGUCAAGUUCGAGCACCUGUAUCUGCUAAGGUCGCUGAUUUUGGACGAGCCUCCGGUGUUAUCGCCUGCUUGGGUUAACGUGAAGGAGACGAGCAAGUUUGAUCCAAAAGACCAUGUGGAGAAUUUAAACAUUAACCCUGCAACCGACCUUAUGGAUUUGAUUGUCAGAGUGAUUGAUUCCAAGUUGAAGCUGCGCAGAGACAACUUCCUCAUAAUGGAGCUUUUGUUCCGGAUCCAGAAGAAGGAGGCGGAGAUCCAGAACCUCCGUCAUGCCAGAAAGACAAACUUGGAACACUACGAGGAGAUCAACACUGUGUUAAGUUCCCAGAUGAAAGUUUUGUUUUUGUUGUAUUACUGCGCAUUGAAGAUCAGAUCUUUCCUGCCACCGUCCGACUACCAGCUUGAGUCGAUGGUCAAGAUCCUGAACCAUAUGAUCGAGCUGUCUGUGUGGUUCGAGUCCGAGCCGUCUGCAGACUGUGUUCCUGUUAGAAACUACGUGAUGCUCAUCAUGUGCGAUCUGUUGCAAAUGUUCAACGGUAUUCUUUACCACAAACAUGUCAACCCCAAGACAGUGGAGCUGAUUAUGAACAAGUUUGAAAAAGUGGCCUCGUACCAGACUUUUGACGCUGAGCUUUUGGAGAUUGUUUCCGACAAGGUGCAGAAACUGCUAGCCUACAGACAAACCAGCAAACACUCGAACUUCGUCUACCGAGACGAGGUUGUGAUAAUCGAGCGGUUUGCUAAGAGCAAGUACCAAGGUUCUCGGGCUAGAUCGGCCCAGACCGGAAAGGCAUCCGGAAAACCUAUCAAUUUUGUGUUGGACUUCUACGAAAACGACACCGUUGGGUACGAAAAGUUUAUUCCAGAUACUGUGGACGAAGUGCUUGGAGCAGUUGACGAUCAGGACACGAUGGAUGACCAAGAUGAGCGCGAGGAUCGCGAUGAUCCUGUUGACCAGAUGGGGUCUCCGACAUCACUGGCUGAUGCCUCCAACUUUGUCGAGCCAAUGACCAAAGAUUUUGCAACCAUUAUGGGCGCGGAUUAUAACUAUCCUGACUUGUGGCUGUCGUCGUCGGGCGAUUUGGCCACCAAGUCCUUUGAGGUCACCGAUAUUGGAGCGUUGUCGUCGACAUCCAACAAGAGCACCAGUUUCUACGCGACGGACCAGGACGCUGCCAACUUUGGCGACUCCAUGAUCAAAUCGAGCAUGGAGCUGAACGGAUAUGGUUACAAUCAAUUUAUGGACGUGGACGGGUUCCCGGAAGAGCUGGAGGCUUGCUGCUUACCGUCGGCUCCUCUGGAGACAGCAGUGGAAACCUCCUCCGACACAGUUGGAGCAGGCAACGGCAAAGACCCAUUAAAGUUGGACCUGUACUCUGGGGCACCCAGCUGCUUUAUAGGAGACGACAGCUCGUGCUUGAUUGUCGGAUUAGUGGUUGUCGAUGUGCCUGACGUCGAAGCAGAUGGGUCAGUGGUCUGUAUACUGGGUUUUGGUAAAUUGGAAGCCGCAGGGACAAAGUUAAGGGCCUCGUGUGGUUCUGGUUGCAAUGGAGGAGCAGCAGCAAGCUUCUGCUCGUAG
This is a messenger RNA of Ogataea philodendri, 2406 nucleotides long. RefSeq lists its product as uncharacterized. Gene Ontology annotation, biological process: regulation of DNA-templated transcription. Gene Ontology annotation, molecular function: zinc ion binding; DNA-binding transcription factor activity, RNA polymerase II-specific. The transcript has 2 exons. NCBI's taxonomy places the organism in Eukaryota, Fungi, Ascomycota, Pichiomycetes, Pichiales, Pichiaceae. Bases 1 to 2406 code for a protein of 801 amino acids. The record is from RefSeq and is a predicted model, not a curated record.